UAAAUCCGAAUUAAAUCAAAACUAUAAUUACGAGAUCCCGGUUCUUGAACUUCCCUUAACCGUUCCGACAAAGAAAAGAAAGCUUCAUUACAGUGUAAUCGUAGCGACGGCAGCUCUCACUAACUACCAUCAUGACGAUGCUCACCGUGUUCUUCUCAACAGCGAUUGUAACGAUUAUCGCAGUCCUUGCCUCCUUGAGUAGCCAAAAAGGCUCAGGCGUCUUCGCACCGCCUAAAAUCUCCGGCUCCCGCGAUGUUUUCCCGUCGGCGAAGGUGCUUAACCUCACCGGAGCCUCCGGUCCGGAGAGCAUAGCUUUCGAUCCGUCGGGUGAAGGUCCGUACGUCGGUGUCUCCGACGGUCGUGUCCUGAAAUGGCGCGGGGAGUCGCUUGGAUGGUCAGAUUUCGCUUACACCUCGGCGAAUAGGGAGAAGUGCGUUCGCCCGUUUGCACCAGAGUUGGAGCAUGUGUGUGGAAGACCAUUAGGAUUGCGUUUCGAUGAGAAAACCGGUGACCUUUACAUCGCGGAUGCAUACUUUGGCCUUAUGAUUGUUGGUCCUGCUGGUGGUUUAGCCAAAUCCUUGGUCACAGAAGCUGAAGGGCAACCGUUUCGUUUCACUAAUGAUUUGGACAUUGAUGAGCAUCAAGAUGUGAUUUACUUCACAGACACCAGCACCAGAUUCCAGAGAAGGCAAUUCUUGGCUGCUGUUUUGAACGUGGACAAGACAGGGAGGUUGAUAAAGUACGACAGAACAAGCAAGAAAGUGACGGUUUUAGUACAAGGCAUUGCGUUUGCAAACGGCGUCGCACUAAGCAAAGACAGGUCUUUUGUACUCGUAGCUGAGACCACCACUUGCAAGAUCCUAAGGCUUUGGCUCUCUGGUCCAAACGCAGGAGCACAAGACGUUUUUGCUGAGCUUCCUGGUUUUCCUGACAACAUCAGAAGAAACUCGAAUGGAGAGUUUUGGGUCGCUCUUCACUCGAAGAAAGGUCUUUUCGCUAAGCUCUCGCUCUCUCAGGCUUGGUUCAGAGACUUGUUGCUGAGAUUUCCGAUAAGCGGGCCGCGUCUGCACUCGCUGUUCACCGGAGGAAGACCUCAUGCGACGGCUAUGAAGCUGAGUGAAUCAGGAGAGGUUUUGGAGGUGCUUGAGGAUAGAGAAGGGAAGAGGUUGAGGUUUAUAAGUGAAGUGGAGGAGAAAGAUGGUAAGCUUUGGAUUGGUUCUGUUCUUAUGCCUUUUCUUGGUCUUUAUGAUUUGUAGUUUUCUACUCUGUUAAAUACUUAAAUGUCUGUGCUUCGUUAUAAUCUUAAAUAGCGUGGAUCAUAUUGUCACAAGUAUGUGUAUGUGACAUGGUUGUGAUAAUAAACUAUGUCUAUGUUCACGUUAACUCUCUCUUCCUUACGUCUAUCCAUAGUGUUUUCUAUGUACAUUAGACUUUAAGCACUCUGUAGUGAAACCAAUGAUAAUAUUAAUAAAACUGAGAAGUUUAUAAAGGUAAA
This is a messenger RNA of Brassica rapa (field mustard), 1495 nucleotides long. Its product is annotated as protein STRICTOSIDINE SYNTHASE-LIKE 10. Lineage: Eukaryota; Viridiplantae; Streptophyta; Magnoliopsida; Brassicales; Brassicaceae. Gene Ontology annotation, molecular function: hydrolase activity. The record is from RefSeq and is a predicted model, not a curated record. Gene Ontology annotation, cellular component: endomembrane system.